Grammomys surdaster is the source of this 1971-nucleotide messenger RNA. RefSeq names its product selectin P ligand (gene Selplg). Bases 135 to 1322 code for a protein of 395 amino acids. NCBI's taxonomy places the organism in Eukaryota, Metazoa, Chordata, Mammalia, Rodentia, Muridae. The record is from RefSeq and is a predicted model, not a curated record. The transcript is spliced from 2 exons. Gene Ontology annotation, biological process: leukocyte tethering or rolling; hemopoiesis. Gene Ontology annotation, cellular component: plasma membrane.
UCCACACCCUGCCAUUGGGGGAAGGUGGACUGGGACCACAAGUGUCUGGCAGUGUGGACUGGGGCCUUGUCACUGAGGCAGAGUCGCUUCUGGGCCCCGAGGCAGCUGCCCCAUGCUCUGCUGGGCACGGUACCAUGUCCCCACGCUUCCUUUUCCUGCUGAUCAUCUUAGGCCGUGGUGACAGCCUUCCGCUGUGGGAUUCCUCGGGGCGCGAAACCAAGGAAGCCUUGAGCACUGUGCAUCUCCGGGAACGGAGACAGGUGCCUGGGGAAGAUGAUUUUGAUGACCCUGACUAUGUGUAUAGCACAGAUCCCCCAGAAUUGCUGAAAAAUGCCACCAAUCACCCUGAGCUUCUGGCCAUGUCGGCCAUGCAAGAGCAGAGAGUUUCCAUGGGGGCUGGAACCUCUGAGACAGCCACUGUGAAGGUUGCCACCACUGGUCCUACUGGCCCAGAUGCAGGAGGGCCAGCUGUUGGAGUGCUAAGCACAGACUCUGCCACACAGUGGAGUCUAACCACAGGGGAGACGACCAUCCAACCAGCACCCACAGAGGCAAAGACCUCUCAGCCAGCACCCAGAGAGGCAGAGACCUUAAAGCCAGCACCCACGGAGGCAGAGACCUCCAAGCCAGCAUCCAUGGAGGCAGAGACCUCCAAGCCAGCACCCACGGAGGCAGAGACCUCCAAGCCAGCACCCAGAGAGGCAGAGAUUUCUCAGCCAGCACCCAGAGAGGCAGAGACCUCUCAGCCAGCACCCAUGGAGACAAAGACCACCCAGCUUCCCAGGAAUCAGGCUGUAGAAAGUCUGUUUACAACGUCUGCAGCCUCAGAAGCCCCUUCCACAGAACCUACUGCCACGGAGAUGGCGUCCACAGCGUCUAAUGAGUCCACACCGUCUACCACCUUCUUCAGGUCAUCUAUGACUCACAAGGACUUUGGCUACUUACCUGACAGUGGCCUGAAGAAAGGGCUGAUUGUAACCCCUGGGAGUUCGCCGGCGCCAGCCCCAACCCCGCCAGGGACCUCGAAUCUCAUCCCCGUGAAGCAAUGCCUGCUGGUUAUCCUGAUCUUGGCAUCGCUGGCCACCAUCUUCCUGGUGUGCACAGUGGUGCUGGCGGUCCGCCUCUCCCGUAAGACCCACAUGUACCCAGUGCGGAACUACUCCCCCACGGAGAUGGUCUGCAUCUCUUCCCUGCUACCUGAAGGGGGUGAUGGAGUCCCUCUCACAGCCAAUGGCGGCCUGCCCAAGGUCCAGGACCUGAAGACAGACCCCAGUGGGGACCAAGAUGGGGAUGACCUCACCCUGCACAGCUUCCUCCCUUAGCCUAGCCUGCCCCACCCACCUGAGCAAGACCCUUUUGCUGGCUCCAUGCUCACCCACAGGUCACCAAGGCCAUAGAUCUGGGCUUCCUAGGUGAAAUUUAUCCACAGGAGACUUUAGGGAAGGGGCCUUGGACCACUCCAAUCAGGGUCCAGAGCCCCCCAAGGUCCGGAACUUCCCUCUUCGUUCAUGGAUCCUGGUGGCCUCCAGCUAUAGUUAACUGGACUAUACAGUAUCAGUUAAGAUCCCCUACCUAUGUUCUGUUUUGUCUGGAAUCCCCCUCCCCAGUGCCUCCCACCGCUGGUUGCGUGCCUCCCCACAGGUCACUGGAUUCCUGUCCUUAUAUUCUCAAGAAAGACUCAGUUCCCUUGUCCCACUCCCGAAGCCAUCCUCUUGGUUGCCAUGGUUGCCCAAUAAGAAGGAAGCAAGUAUUGGGGAAGGCCACCAUGUCGUGUCUGCUCCUCUCUCCCCGGUGGAGGGACAGCUUGGCUUUCCCAGGCUCCAGGCUUGGAGGGAUGGUUCCUUCCUUUGGGUCUGUGUGAACCAAAGUGUUUCUAUCCAGUGACAAAGUGACCUCACACUGCAGCCUGGCCCAACACAGGCACUCAAUAAACAUAUAAUAAUAAACAAUAAACGGUAGCUGAGUCCUUCA